Messenger RNA from Arachis ipaensis, 435 nucleotides. Lineage: Eukaryota; Viridiplantae; Streptophyta; Magnoliopsida; Fabales; Fabaceae. The record is from RefSeq and is a predicted model, not a curated record.
AUGGAGAAGGGUAGACAGAGAGUUGAGAGAAUGAGUUACGGCAUGGAAGAAGUGAAGAAGGGUUGGUACUUAGUAGGGUUAGGGGUUGUCAAUAACGGGCACGCAAGUUGCAAAGUUUUUCUGGAUGCAGCGAGUUCCGAAACUAUGUACCAACAUGUGACGAUGCGUGUUAUACCGUUAGUGUCCUUUUUAUUUUACCUUGACCGGCCGGAGAGGAGGUUCAUCGAUCGCUGCGUUGAAGCAGGAAAUGCGGAUGCUAUACUCCGACAGGGGUUGACGGAGUAUUUCUGGAUUAUCCGCCGUGACAUUGGGAUGGAACUGCUUUCUAGGGCCUGGACGGAGGGCAGCGUCGAAGCAGGUUACCUGUCUCUGCCAUGUUGCUACUGUGUGAUCACGAGAAUGAAGAAGAAAUGCAAAGGGGUAUUGAAAUGUUAG